UCUUCAUCACACUUCACCGGGCCGGCCAAAUGGACAGGCGCACGGCUUCCAUUCCAGUUUUCAUCUUCCUGAUCCUCCUCCUGUUCUUGAGUUCUGGUUGUCAAUCCGCCGACCGAUUGACACAGGCAAAGCCAUUGCUCCCAGGAGACGUGCUCAUCUCCAACGGUGGGGACUUCGCCCUCGGCUUCUUCUCCCCCACCAAUUCCAGCAACAGUCUGUACAUUGGAAUCUGGUACCACAGCAUCCCAGAGCUAACUGUGGUAUGGGUCGGUAAUCGUGACAACCCAAUCACCGCCCCUUCAACCCCGAAGCUCGCCGUCACCAGCAAUUCGGAGCUGGUGCUGUCAGACUCCAAAGGCCGGACCUUUUGGACAGCAAAGACGAAGAUCGCCACAGCCAGAGGCGCUGGAGCUUUUGCAGUGCUAAGCAACGAAGGUAACUUUGUCCUCCGGUUGCCAAGAGGCAUGGACAUAUGGCAAAGCUUCGAUGACCCGACCGACACCAUGCUUCCGACGAUGAGAUUCUUGCUGAGUUACAAGGCACAGGUGGCUGGGCGCUUCGUCGCAUGGAAGGGCCCUGGGGACCCAUCCACCGGGGAUAUCUCUUGCAGCAUCGAUCCCACCUCAAACAACCUUCAAGCGGUCAUUUGGAACGGGACUUUGCCAUACUUUCGUUACGGUGUUGUUAAUAAUGAUCUCUCGGUAUCCGGCGUCACAUACCAUGGCAAUUCUCUGUCCCAAGGGACGGUCAUCACAGGGGAUAAGAUGUACUGGACGUUCACAGUCUCCCCCGGCUCGCCCUACACUCGCCUUUUACUCCACUACACCGGCAAGAUGAGGCUCCUGAGCUGGAACAACACCACAUCGUCGUGGGCAGUCGUUUCUGAGGCCCCUACUGCUGACUGCGAUCGCUAUGCCUCCUGUGGCCCGUUCGGCUACUGCGACCACACGGAGGCAAUCCCAACAUGCCGGUGCCCUGAUGGGUUCGAGCUGGUUGAUAGUCUCAACUUCUCAAAAGGGUGCCGAAGAAAGGAAGCACUACGAUGCAGGAAGGGGAACCAUUUCACGAUCAUGCCUAAUAUGAAGGUUCCUGACAAGUUCUUGUUCAUUAGGAAUAGAAGCUUCGACCAGUGUGCGGCCGAGUGCAGCAGGAAUUGCUCAUGUAUGGCAUAUGCCUACGCCAACCUAAGUGCUGCCACUAUGGGGGUGGGGGACACAUCGAGGUGCUUGGUUUGGACUGGGGAUCUCAUCGACUUGGAGAAAGCCAGCAGCUUUGCAGAUAACUUGUACGUCCGGCUUGGCGAAUCUCCCGUUCAAAAUAACGGAGAAUUGCUGAAGAUCCUACUGCCAAUUAUAGCAUGUCUGCUGCUACUAGCAUUCGCAGCCCUUGUCUGGAAAUGUAAAAGAGGCAAACAACAGAAGAACAAAGUCCAAACGAAAAUGAUGCUAGAGUACUUCAGAUCUACCGAUGAAGCGGGUAACAAGAGUAUAGAGUUCCCAUUUGUUAGCUUCCAUGACAUUGUUGCAGCAACAGACAAUUUCUCUGACACCAACAUGCUUGGCAAGGGAGGUUUUGGUAAAGUUUACAAGGGAAUGUUGGAUGGUACCACGGAUGUAGCUAUUAAGAGACUAAGCAAGGGUUCUGGACAAGGCACGGAGGAAUUCAGAAAUGAAGUAGUUUUGAUUGCAAAACUGCAGCACAAGAACUUAGUUAAGCUUCUAGGUUGCUGUAUUCAUGAAGAUGAGAAGAUGCUGGUUUACGAGUACUUGCCCAACAAAAGCUUGGAUCGCUUCCUCUUUGACUCUGCAAGAAAGUCAAUGGUUCAGUGGCCGACAAGGUUCAAGAUAAUCCAGGGAGUAGCAAGAGGAAUUAUGUACCUCCACCAGGACUCAAGAUUAACUAUAAUCCAUAGAGAUCUCAAAGCAAGCAACAUUUUGUUAGAUAAAGAGAUGAGCCCUAAGAUAUCAGACUUUGGUAUGGCCAGGAUAUUCUGUGGUGAUCAGCACCAAGUAAAUACUAACCGGAUUGUUGGGACAUAUGGUUACAUGUCCCCUGAAUACGCGAUGGAAGGUGCAUUUUCGGUCAAGUCUGAUACCUACAGCUUUGGUGUUCUACUGUUGGAGAUUGUGAGUGGAUUAAAGAUCAGCUCACCUCAUCUUAUCUUGGACUUCCCUAAUCUUAUAGUCUAUGCUUGGAACUUAUGGAAAGAUGGCAAAACAGAAGAUUUAGUGGACCCAUCUGUUAAGGAGAACUGCCCCUUCGAUGAAGUUUCACGAUGCAUCCAUAUAGGACUUCUGUGUGUUCAAGACAGUCCGAACUCUAGGCCACUCAUGUCAGCGGUUGUAUUCAUGCUCGAGAACAAAACCACGCCACUCCCAAUACCAAUGCAGCCUGUGUAUUUUUCCUGUAGGGACGCUGACCCUGGAAGAACUGGCAACAGUAGGGUAUUGUCCAUGAAUGACAUGAGCCUCACAGCAUUAGAAGGCCGUUAAAUUUUCAACGCCAACUUUUAGUACGUCGAAUGUCAUAAAUUUGCAACAGUGUAAAGUCUUAGCUUAUAACUGUAUAAUGUAUAAUGUAUAUACCUGCAAAAAAAACUGUAUAAUGUAUGGGUGUGUUUAGUUGGUGAAAA
Panicum virgatum (switchgrass) is the source of this 2632-nucleotide messenger RNA. Its product is annotated as G-type lectin S-receptor-like serine/threonine-protein kinase B120. Gene Ontology annotation, biological process: recognition of pollen; protein phosphorylation. NCBI's taxonomy places the organism in Eukaryota, Viridiplantae, Streptophyta, Magnoliopsida, Poales, Poaceae. The transcript is spliced from 7 exons. The record is from RefSeq and is a predicted model, not a curated record. Gene Ontology annotation, molecular function: ATP binding; protein serine/threonine kinase activity. The coding region runs from base 30 to 2492 and encodes 820 amino acids.